Molecule: messenger RNA, 2495 nt
Organism: Mycena citricolor
Lineage: Eukaryota; Fungi; Basidiomycota; Agaricomycetes; Agaricales; Mycenaceae
Source: the annotation of a GenBank genome assembly
GAUUUCAAAAGUAGUUUCGAUCAAAGGCCAAGGAUUGAACAUCACGAUCACAACAGGAUCAAACAAUCUCACAUUUUACUUUCAGCAUAACUCACAUGAGUCGAGGAGGAUUCCGAGGAGGCGGAGGAGGGGGAUUCAGCCGUGGGGGAGGACGGGGAGGUGGACGAGGCGGAUUCCAACAACGAGACAUGGGUCCUCCAGACACCGUCCUCGAAUUAGGGACCUUUGUCCACGCCGUUGAAGAUGAAAUGUUAUGUUCUUCGACCAUGGCCGACAAAGUGCCAUAUUUCAAUGCUCCAAUCUACCUGCAAAACAAAUCUGUAAUCGGCAAAGUCGACGAAAUCUUGGGACCCAUCAACGAAGUUUACUUCUCCGUGAAGAUGGGUGACGGGAUGGUUGCAAGCAGUUUCAAAAAGGGCGAUAAAGUGUACAUCGGGGGAGAUAAGUUGUUGCCAAUAGAACGGUUCCUCCCUAAACCGAAAGUCGUUGGAGAAUAUAGAAAAGCGCGGACGCGGUGCACCCGGCGGUGCUCGAGGAGGGCGUGGCGUUGGCAGCCGGGGAGGAUUCCAGUCAAGAGGUGGGCCAAGAGGUGGUGGUCGCGGCGGUGGUCGCGGCGGAUUUGGUGACAGAGGACGGGGUGCUGGACGGGGCGCUGGGGGCUUCAGUGGAGGUUUCGCCUCCCGCGGUGCGCCAAGAGGUCGAGGCGGCUUUUCUCGAGGUUAUUAACUCCAAAAUACACCUCAGUUUGUACAUCAGCUCUGUAGGAUUGCGCGCGGUCACGUUUACUAAGAUAACGGUGAAACCUCACGAAUGUUAUUGUAACGCACACCUGUGUCCAGUCACUCCUCUGAGUGCAUCUAACAUCGCGGAUUCGUAUGCAGUUUUGGAAACCGGGUACCGUCGCUCCGGGCAGCAAUCUCGAUCGAGAAACGGACGCUGAAGACUACGCUGUACCUUCUUCGGCCAAUUCUUCCUUGUCCAUUCAAAGCCAGCGAGAACGAUUACCCAUCUUCAAACAUAGAGAAAAGUUGUUGUAUGCUAUCGAAACGCACGGAGUUGUCGUCGUCGUGGGGCAAACAGGAUGCGGAAAAACCACUCAGCUGCCUCAGUAUCUCAUGGAAUCUGGAUGGGGUGGCGAUGGUAAAAUUAUCGCGUGCACCCAGCCUCGUAGGGUCGCCGCAACUUCUGUUGCAACAAGAGUAGCGACAGAAGUUGGCUCGAUAUUAGGAGAUGAAGUGGGCUACACGAUCCGGUUCGAGGAUGUCAGUGACAAGGAACGCACCAGAAUAUUGUACAUGACAGAUGGAAUGCUGUUUCGUGAGACGCUGGUGGAUCCGUUGUUGAGUCGAUAUAGUGUCAUCAUGAUUGACGAAGCUCAUGAACGGAGUGUGUAUACCGAUCUUUUAUUCGGCGUAUUGAAAAAGUAUGAGGGAGUCGCGCUUCCUGAAGAAUCCGGUCUCGAAUAUUUCUAUAGGAUACGUCGAAAACGACCAUCUUUGAGAUUGAUCGUCUCGUCUGCUACUUUGGAUGCCACUUCCUUCCUGGAAUAUUUUACAUCAGGAACCCUUGCGGACGAGGCCACCAUCGUUAGUUUGGAAGGACGGAUGUAUCCAGUUCGAGUGGCAUACUUGCAAGAACCUGUUCCGGACUACGUCAGGAAGGCAAGUCAGGUUGCCUGGGAUAUCAAUCUUCAUCAGGGACCAGGCGACAUUUUGAUGUUUUUGACGGGGAGAGAGGACAUAGAGAGAUGUCUCGCAGAGUUCUCGGAUCUGUUGCCCUCGCUACCCCGAGGUGCUAUGCGUUUGAUCCCAUUGGCCCUGCACGCAGGACUGUCAACAGAGGAGCAACUGCGCGUGUUUGACCCCGCAGGACGUGGUUCCCGCAAAGUGAUUGUGUCCACGAAUAUUGCAGAGGCCAGCGUCACCAUCGAAGGGAUCAGAUUUGUGAUCGACUCCGGUUUUGUCAAGAUCCGAAUGUUCAAUCCAACCACCGCUCUUGCAUCGCUAGUCACCGUUCCAACCUCGGUUGCAUCAGCCACUCAGCGAGCUGGCCGGGCUGGUCGAACGUCGGCGGGCAUCUGCUACCGGCUGUAUCCGUCGUCCGCUUUCGAUGCACUUCCGUUGUCGACGCCACCGGAAAUCACACGGACAGAUAUGACGACUCCCAUCUUACAACUCAAGUCUUUGGGUAUCGACGAUCUGACGAAGUUCGAAUGGGUGUCCGCACCACCUUCAGAAAGCGUACUAAGAGCGUUGGAAGGCCUUGUCGCUGCUGGAAUGAUCGGAGAAGACGGCCGGUUGACAGUCGUGGGGGAACAGGUCGCGGAAUGUCCAGUGGAACUUUUCAACUCCAAAGAUCUCAAGUGCGGGGAAGAAAUCUUGACUAUUGCAGCCAUGACUGCAGUUCAGGAUGUAUUUGUGAUUCCAGACGGAGCAGUCGGUGCAUUGGCAGAGCUGGAGCGAAGGAAAUUUACAGCAGAAGAAGGGGUCAGCUAG